Messenger RNA from Nanorana parkeri, 1824 nucleotides. RefSeq names its product cysteinyl-tRNA synthetase 2, mitochondrial (putative) (gene CARS2). Gene Ontology annotation, biological process: cysteinyl-tRNA aminoacylation. Gene Ontology annotation, cellular component: cytoplasm. Bases 1 to 1824 code for a protein of 607 amino acids. NCBI's taxonomy places the organism in Eukaryota, Metazoa, Chordata, Amphibia, Anura, Dicroglossidae. Gene Ontology annotation, molecular function: ATP binding; cysteine-tRNA ligase activity. The record is from RefSeq and is a predicted model, not a curated record. The transcript is spliced from 15 exons.
AUGGGAGGAGCAGAGGAAGAGGAGGAGCUGUCUUUUACACCGACACUGCAUGUGGAUCCAGUGUGGUGUGACAGCUGUCACCGUAUCUCUGCCAUUCCUCAAACGACAGUCGGCGUCUGCAGGAGGAUGCAGAGUGUGGUCCGGGCUGGCUGUAGGCUGUCCUCCGCUGUCAUAUACGGGAGAGCUGGAUCUAUUCGGCCCGGCAGCUUCUGUACCUCUGCCGCUGGAAUUUGGGCGACCCCUAGUGGACAUGACACGGGAAUACAGGUGUACAACAGCCUGAGCAGGAAGAAGGAAGCGCUCAUACUGCACACAGCGGCUCUAGCAACAUGGUAUAGCUGUGGGCCUACAGUUUAUGAUCACGCUCAUCUUGGACAUGCAUGCUCUUAUGUUCGAUUUGACAUCAUUCGGAGGAUUUUGACCCAGUUUUUUGGCAUCAAUGUUGUCAUGGUGAUGGUGAUAACAGAUAUUGAUGAUAAGAUAAUCAAGAGAUCUAAAGAGCUUAAUGUGUCGCCUGUGUCUCUAGCUCGAACUUAUGAACAGGAGUUUAAACAUGACAUGAUUGCAUUGAAGGUACUCCCUCCCACAAUAUACAUGAGAGUUACUGAAAAUAUUCCAGAGAUUAUAUCUUUUAUUCAGAGAAUUAUUUCCAAUGGUCAUGCAUAUUCUACGUCACAAGGAAAUGUUUACUUUGAUGUGCAGUCGGUUGGAGGAAGAUAUGGGAAGUUUAUUGGUACUUUUUCAGAUAUAAACUCUGAACCAGCUGACAAUGACAAGAUGUCUGCCAGAGAUUUUGCCUUGUGGAAGUCUGCUAAACCUGAGGAGCCUUUCUGGGUUUCUCCAUGGGGCAAAGGAAGACCUGGUUGGCACAUUGAAUGUUCCACAGUUGCGAGUUCUGUGUUUGGAAAACAGCUUGACAUUCACACUGGUGGGAUUGAUCUAGCCUUUCCUCAUCAUGAAAAUGAGAUUGCUCAGUGUGAGGCAUAUCACCAGUGUGAACAGUGGGGGAACUAUUUUCUUCAUAGUGGACAUUUACAUCUGAAAGGAAAUGAGGAGAAAAUGUCAAAGUCUUUGAAAAACUACAUCACAGUGAAGGAUUACCUGAAAUCCUAUUCAGCAGAAGAGUUCCGCAUGUUUUGCUUGCGCUCUAAAUAUAAAUCAGCUGUAGAGUACACCCAGGAUUCCAUAAACGAAGCAAGAAGCACCCUUAAGAUCAUUUCUUCAUUUAUUGAUGAUGCCAAGGCAUAUGUAAAAGGCCAGCUCACUUGUCAGCCGAUUCAGGAGGAUAUACUCUGGCACAGCCUGAAUGAAACAAAAGUGAGUGUUAAGGCAGCACUUGCAGAUGACUUUGACACCCUGCGAGCUGUUGAUGCCGUUAUGGACCUCAUUCACCAUGGUAACCGACAGCUUAAGACUGUUUCCAAGGGAUUUCAGCAUGCCCGUAGUCCACUUGUUUAUGGUGCUAUGGUGACUUAUAUAGAGCAGUUUCUGGAGCAAUUGGGAAUUUCUGUGGAGCAAAAGCAGUUGGCAGCAGAAGACAAAGGUUCUGCCCUUCUUUACAAUGUGGUGGAUGAGAUUGUAGAGUUCAGAAGCAAGGUGCGUAACUAUGCCUUGUCAGCGGAAGAGAUGGGACAAGAUUUGGGUCUUACAAAAGAAGAUAUUAACCAGAGUAAGGAGAGAAGGAAAAGCAUUCUGAAAGAACGGGAGCCACUCAUGCGUGCCUGUGAUACUAUGCGCCAGAAUCUAGCUGGAUAUGGUAUAAAUAUUAAGGACCGAGGAAAUUCUUCUACAUGGGAGCUGCAACAUAAAAAUACGGACGAGUAA